Molecule: messenger RNA, 1507 nt
Organism: Drosophila sulfurigaster albostrigata
Lineage: Eukaryota; Metazoa; Arthropoda; Insecta; Diptera; Drosophilidae
Product: facilitated trehalose transporter Tret1-2 homolog
Exons: 1
Coding region: 22-1422 (466 amino acids)
Biological process (GO): transmembrane transport
Cellular component (GO): membrane
Molecular function (GO): transmembrane transporter activity
Source: RefSeq, a predicted model, not a curated record
UUUUUUUUUAUUCAUAGAGUAAUGUCCACUGUGUUUGAUUUACCAGGUGGCGAAAAUCAGUAUGUGGCCGGCUUUUUUGCAUCACUGGGAGCUCUCAGCUUGGGCGCUUCAAUUGGCUGGUCAGCGCCCGCUCAGUAUUUUAUUUUAAAAAAGGACGCUUGUGGUUUCUCAGUAGAUCUGGAUGAUUAUGGAUGGAUUUGUUCGGUUGUAUGGUUGGGCUGCUUCAUUAUUGUAAUUCCGAGUGGAUGGCUAGCGUCAUUGUGGGGUCGCAAGACUGUAAUGCUGCUAGCGGUGCCUCUUUUUUUAGGAUCCUGGGCAUUAAUUAUCUUUGCACUCAAUCGUUACAUGCUUAUGCUGGGACGCUUUCUGCAAGGAGUUGCCGGUGGCUGCUAUGUGCUUACAGUGCCACUGUACUGCACUGAGAUUGCUCAGCUCGGACAAAAGGAAACCCUCGGAGCCUUCUUUAGCAUUUUCUACGUGUUGGGCAUAUUGUAUGCCUACGUUGUUGGUGCCUUUCACAGCUACAAGUAUCUCAAUUAUGCCUGCGCCAUUCUGCCACUUUUAUUUCUGAUAACCUUCGUGUGGAUGCCGGAAUCACCAGUUUACUACUUAAUGCGACUGAAACCGUUGAAGGCUGAAAAAUCAUUGAGAUGGUUGCGCAAUCAGAACGUGGCCCUCGAACUUAUAGAUUUGCAGACUCAGGUCAAAAAAGCGUCCAUGGAAUUGGCAGCAUCGUGGCAGUCAAUGCGACUAAGGAGUACUCGGAGAGCUCUCUCUAUCUGCAUUGGCCUGAUGUUCUUCAAAAUCUUUAGUGGUGGCACCGCAAUCAUCACUUAUUCCACAGCCCUUUAUCGUCUAUCGAGUACGGAUUUCGGAUUUCAAUCGGAAAUGUCCACAGUCGUUGGAGGCAUCGUUCUUGUGAUGUUCUCCAUUGUGUCCGUGUCCUUAUUGAAGUGCGUCGGGAGGCGUACGCUAUUAAUGUUCUCCGCAUUCCUAGUUGCCCUCUGCAAUAGCCUGAUAGCCAUUUACUUUUAUCUUACGAACCGGAAAAUGUAUUACAUGGACAGCCUCAAUUGGCUGCCAUUUUUCGCUUUGACCAGUUUAAUUGGCUUCUAUGCCCUCGGGCUGGGCACUCUCAUCUAUGUGAUAGUAUUUGAUUUGUUCUUGGUGGGAUUCCAAACCAUUGGGAAGGGUAUUGUUUGGACGUGCCUUGCAUUUUUUGCCUUUCUGAAUGUUAAAUCUGUUCUCAUUAUUGCGAUGAUAUGGGGCCUUAAGGAAACGUUUUGGACUUCAACCGUAUUCGCUAUCUUCACUUGGAUAUUCAUUUAUUUCAUGUUACCAGAGACCAAGGACUUGACACCUGAAGAAAUACAAGAGAAACUGCAGUCCAAAAAGUGGUUUUUAGGACUUCCGAAAACGUAAAAACGAUCUAAUCACUACAAUAUAUUCUGGCUAUUAAUAAUUUGAAAUCUAAGCAACUCCAUCGUUUUUUGCGGAUACACAAAUA